Molecule: messenger RNA, 8030 nt
Organism: Paramecium sonneborni
Lineage: Eukaryota; Ciliophora; Oligohymenophorea; Peniculida; Parameciidae
Source: the annotation of a GenBank genome assembly
AUGAAAACCAUUGGAAAAUUAAUUUAUGAACAAUUGAAAAAAAAAUACGACAAUGUAAAGAAUAAUAGAAAAUAAACUAGGUUUCAUUAUUAAGUAUUGAUUGUUUAAAUUAGAUUAGAUUGAAAUUGAUUGUGGUGAAGUUGUUAAUAUUAAAGGAGUGAAACAAUAUGAAUUAAGUAAUAGGAUUAAUACAGGGUAUUUCGAUUUAAAAACUUUGCUUUUCUUUUUAUUUUUUAAAUAGUUUGAUAGAAUAGGUGUCUUAAUCUAUUAUAUUGUAAUGAUUCUCCAUUUUAGUUAUCUUUAAAUUAAGUAACUAAUCCUAUGAUUAUUAAGUCCUGAAGAUUUGUUUGUGUACAUUUUACCAUUGUCAAUGCAUUACAUUCUGUAAGUCUUAAAGGCAUUCUAUUUUGACUAUUUAAAAAUGGAAUAUGAUAAAAAGACAAAUUUGAGAGGUAUAACAAGGUAUAGAAGAUUGAGAAAGGAAAUUGCAUCAGGGAAUAAGCAGUAAUAAAAUUAAUAAUAAAUUGAAAAUUUUUAAAAUUCAAAAGAACCAUAGAUUACAAUAACUAAACAAGAGAUGUAAAAAAAACCUCAUUCAGUUUAGUCAGUUAAGAGAAGGGAAAAGUUAUUACUUUAUGAGAAUAUAAAUUGGGAGCAACUUGAGGUAGGUGAUUUGAUUUAUUUAAAACGAAAUGAAGUAUCGCCAGCAGAUAUAUUAAUAAUCGAUGUUUCUGAUAAUAUUGUCGGAGUAUCCUCUUAAUAAUUAGAUGGAUAAACAAAUGAAGAAGCAAGACAACCUACUUAAUUAACAAUGUUAAAAAAUGGUAAAUAUAAAGCAUCAGGAUUUGAUUAUAAAAAGAUUUUGACAGGCUAAAUAUAAUUUGAUAAAGAUAAAGAUGAAAAUAUUUAUGGAUAUAUAAAAUUGAAAAAAGAUCCAAAAGGUGAGAAUUUUAAUAGAAAUAAUAUCAUUAGAAGAGAAGAACAAUUAAAAACAUGUUAAUAUUUAAUUGGAUUAGUAUUAUUUGCAGGAUAAAAUUGUAUUUGUUAUGAUAAGUUGAGAUAAGCAGAAAAAAAAUCAUUUUUUGUUUAAAAGUCAAGAAUGUUUUUUGCUUUAACAUUAACAAUUAGUAUAAUAAUAACAUUCAUAAGUUGGUUAAUAGCAUCUUUUGGUGUAUGUUAGGGUUCAUCAAGUGAUACUAUAUUUGAUUCAACAACUCUUAUAUUUUAUAUGAUCUAAUAUUUAAAGACUACUCCAAUCUAUUUUUAUAAUUGUGUAGACAUAAUAGAAAUGGGGUAUGCACGUUAUAAAUACAUUAAAUUUAAUUAGAGUAAAUAAUCAGAGAUGAGAAUCAAAGAGGGAAAUAGUAUUGGAGGUAUAAACAUUUAAAAUAUUUAACCAUAAAUAAAUUAUGAAUAAUUAAAUUCAGUUUCAAUUGGAGAUUUAGUAAUGACUGAAUAUGUAUGUUUUGAUAAAACUGGGACUUUAACUACAGGAGAAUUCAGAGUGAGAUCAAUAAUUAUUGAAGAUAUGAUGUAUAAAUUUGGUUAGAAGAAGAUUUAGAAUGGAUGGUAACUUUUUAAAGAGAAUUUCAGAUUAUAAUUAAAAUAAAAUCCUAACUUUAGAAUUUAAGAAUAAGAUGAAUAUUCUGAUGAAUAAAUUGCUAUUGAAUAAUAAUCAAAGAGCAGAAGUAAUGGUUUAAAAAAUACUAUAUCAGGUUUAUCAAAAUCUUUAGGAAAAUAAUAAACUUAAAAAUUUAGAUCCACAUUGCUUCAUUAAACUCAUUUGAGAGAUGAUGAGAUUAAUUUUAAUAAUAAAAUAUCGACAUUUUAGCCUUUACAAUAAUCAGCCAUAUUAAGUAAAUCUGAAUUAGAGAGUGCUAAUGUUAAAAAUUCUGAAGGUAACAAUACUGAAUUGAUUGGUUAACAUAUAAUUGAAAAUAUUAGACCUGAAGAUUUAGAUGAUACUCAUUGUAAAAUAACUCCUGAUUUAAAGGCAAAUAGACCUAAACCAUUUUUUAAUAAGAGUAUAAUAGUAAAUUAAUCUAUCUCAAUACAAUAAUCGCCAUCCUCAAGUCCUUUUGAAGAAAUUCAACUUAUGCCUUAAGAAGAUAAGUAAUCUGUAAAUAGUGAUAGAUACAAAAAACCUAGAAGUGAUAGUGAUGCUACAAAAAAAGAAGAGUAUAGACAUAUUAAAAAGUAGUCAUCAUUUGUUAAUAGAAAUAAUAGUAAUAAAGCUACUUUAUAAUAUGUUUAAAUGGAAGAAGAAAUAAAUGAAAUAGCAUUUUAGAAAGAUCAAGAAUUCUAUUAAAAACUAGUAUGUGGACCUUCUUAAAUAUUUUAUUAAGAAGCUAUUUUAUCUCUUCUAUUGUGUUAAGAAGUUGCAUCUAAGUUUACUUAAUGUGAUGAUUCAUUUAUUCAUGAUUCAACUUAACCUACUUUAGAUUCAGAAUUAAUGAGAUUUGCUUAUUAUUUUGAUGUUAAAUUUGUUUGUACUAAUGAAACAGGUGGUAAAAUAACCUAUGUCAUAGAAUUAUUAGGAGAAAUGUAGGAAUUCUAAAUUCUUUCUAUUAAUGACUAAAGUUAAAAUCAUCCUAGAUUAGGGGUUAUGAUAUAAUAUCCUGAUAAAUUAGCAGAAUAAUUUUAAUUCUUUAUUAAUGAUCAAGAAGAAGAAAAUGAAUUUAUAAAUUGUGUUUUAAUUGUUAGAGAAGAAUUCAAUCAGAUUCCAUCCUAUGUAGAUAUAGAUAAAAAUAGUAGAGAAUAUUGGGAUCGAGUAUUUACUAAAUUACAUAUGGCUGGAAUGAGAACUGUCGUUUAUUCCAAGAUUUAUCUAAGAGAAAAUGAAAAAAAUGAAUUCUUAGAUAAAUAUUCAUAAAUAAGAUUUUAAUAAUCUUAAAAUGAUUUAAUCUAAUUAUAUAAUGAAAUAGAAAAAGAUAUGUAAAUAAUGCAAGUCUUAGGAAUAAAAGAGAAAAUAAGACCAGAUUCAAAAUUAUUAAUUUAAUAAAUGAAAUAAGCAGAUCUCAGUUUAUUUUUAUUAUCAGGAGAUGAAAUCAAUAAAGUCUUACCUGUAGCUUAUAAGUCUGGUUUAUUACUAAAUACUGAUUAGCUUUUAUAUCUUGAUUCUGAUAAUGCAAAAUUAGUUAUUAAAAAUUAAUUAGCUUAAAUGGCAUAAUAACUUAAAGUACCUGAUCAAAAUAUGAAUAUAAGUAAUGUUCAAUCAAAAACAAUUCGUUUAAAUACAUUAAUGGAUAAAACUCAUAAGAGUAUUGAUAAUUAUUAUAAUCCAGAUACAUUUAAUUAAAAUAAAUCAGUAGGAAAAAACUCACAUAAUCAAUUUUAAUAGUAAUAACAAUAAUAAUAAUAAUAUGGAGAAAUUAGGGCAUAUUCGAUUGUCUUAAGUGGUGAAUAAUUUAAAAUUAUUCAAGAUGAUAGUGUUUUCCUAGCACAUUUAACAUUUCUUCUUUAUUUUUGCAAUUCCCUUAUUGCUUAUAGAUUUAAUGCUAUUUAAAAGGCUGAAAUAAUAAAGAUUAUUUAAACUUAAUUUUAAGGCAAUAAAAAAGUGUUAUCAAUUGGAGAUUCAUUUAAUGAUAUUUAAAUGUUUAGAUAAGCUAAUAUCGGAAUAUAAUAUUGUCAUUUACCAGCUUCUUAAUAGUAUCUAAAAUAAAUAACUAAAAGAAAACUCACCUCAAGAUUGUCAAUGAAUAAAAUAUUGGAAAAUCCUUUAAAAAGAUAAUAUAAUAUUAAAGAUAUAUAAAGAAUGGCAACUUCUGAUAUAUGUGUUAACAAUUUUGAAGAUUUAUGUGGAUUAAUGUUUUUUGAAAGUAGAAUAUUUGCUGAGGUCUAUGAUGAUUUAUUGGUUUUUUCAUUCUAUAGAUCUUUGUUAAUACUUUAUGCACUCUUUCUUAUAUAUUCUACAAACUGUUCUUAAAAUAAUUAACUUGUAGAGGGUAGUUGGUUGACAGUUUAUCAAAGUUUAAUGCUUUUUUUACAAUAGAUAUCAAGUUUAAUAUCUAAAUUAAAUGAAAACUAUCAUGGAGAUUCGAAAAUGUAUCAUGAAUAAUUUAAGAUCAACAUCAAAACUUUUAAAAAGAAGAAAGUCUUAUCAUUCAUAUUUAAAAUAAAUGGUAAUGCCUUAUUAGAUGCAGUAUUGCUAUGGUUGACGUGUUUUUCAUUAUAUUAUGGAAAUAUUCAAAUUGGAAUUAUAAGAUAAAUGUUAUUGAUUUUGUUAGUUGGAAGUGAUUUAGUAAAAUUGUGGGUUUCAUCAGUAUAAAAAGUAUUGGCUUGGAUUAUAUUGGUUUUUGCAUAUUUAUUAUGUUGGUUAGGAAUGUCUUUAUUGUCUGUAAAAUAUACUUUUGAUGAUAAUAUAGAAACAUUUGAAUAAUUAUUUAUAGAUCCUUAUUAUUGGUUUGUAUUUGUUUUUUAUAUUGGCGCUUAAUUAUGUUUAAGUAGUUGUAUAGAAGCAGUUCAACCAUUGUUUUGUUAAAGUCUAAUUAAAACUGAUUAAUGUUAUGAAGAAAUCUCAAUUAUUUCUUAAAAGGUUAAUACUUAAAAUAAUAAAGGUAAUUACAAAAAAUAUCAUAAUUUAAUUAAAAGAAUUGCUGUCAUUGCAGGUAAGAUAUUUAAAAGAAAUAAUGAUGAACUUGAUUUAUCGAUUUAAGAAAUGGUUUCUGGAACUAAUUUAAAGGUAAAUCAAGAUAAAGUCAAUCCUUAUACUUUGAAAUUUAUGAAUAAAGAUACAGAAAUGAAAUUUAAAAGAUUAUCAAAAAUUCUCUGGUUAAAAUUUGAAAGGUAUAAGUUAAUUAUAACUUUGGUAUUUUUAGAAGUAAUUGCUUUAGUAUUAUUUGUUGUAUAUAAUUUAGAGCAUUUCUCAACAGAAUUAUAUUUCUUAACAUAUAUCUUGGGAAUAGCAUUAUAAUUUGUACUAUUAUUUUUAGUAUGCUCAAAUAUAUAUCCAAAACAUUUCUUUUUCAUAAAUUUAUCAGUUGUGUUCAUAAGAUUUCUUAUAAAAUUUAUUUGCAAUUUAGGAACAACAUAAGAUGAAGGAAUUUAUGAAUUAUUGCUCACUUAAAGUUACAUAGUAGUAUUAUUAUUUUCAAGGAUACAUUUACCAAUCAUAAAUUUUAUAUUGUGUAUUUUAUAAGUAAUUGGAUUUAUUAAGAAAUACUCAAUUAUGGAAUUUUCUUAAGUAUAAAUAACAUAUUAUUCAUUAAUAAAUGGAGAAGUAAUUGUAAUAGCAACAAGUAUCUUAUUUAUGGCUUUAUAAUAUAAAUUAAUAAGAUUAGAAAGAGAAGAUUUUAUGCUUGAUGUGACUCUUAAUUAAGAAACAUCAAAAAUGACAAAUGUUCUAUCAAUAUUAUUACCAAAAUUUAUAAGAGAUAGAAUAAAUGCAAGUAUAUUAUAGUAAUAUAUAAAAUUUUAGAAGGAAUAUUUGAGAUAAGUGAGAAUUAGGGUAAUGUUUCAAUAUUAUUUUGUGAUAUUUGUGGAUUUGAUGAUUUGAUAACAGUUGAAAAGGAAAAUAUAGUAAAGAUUUUGGAUGGAUUGUUCAGAUCAUUUGAUUAAUUAUGUGCUUAGAAUGGAAUGUAGAAAGUUGAAACUGUAGGUAAAACAUAUAUGGCAGCAGGCGGUCUUAAAGCAGUAGAUUAAGGAACAAAGUUUUAUAAUUAAAAUUGUGUUAAAAGAGUAUUAUUUAUUAAUAUAAUCAUAAGGCUGUAUAAUUGUCAUUAGAAAUGAUGGAUCAUACUAGAAAGGUGAAAUAUGGAUAGAUUGGACAUUUAACAAUAAAAAUAGGAAUACAUUAUGGUAGAGUGAUAGCUGGAGUAAUAGGACAUCACAAACCUUAAUUCUCUUUAAUUGGUGAUACUGUAAAUACAACCAGUAGAGUAUGUUCAACAGGUUAAGAUGGAUAAGUUACUCUUUCAAAUGAAGCAUAUUAAGAAAUUAAUAUGCCAGAAUUAUAAUUUACUUAAAGGAAAGUUGCUGCAAAAGGUAAAGGUGAAUUAAUUACAUAUUAAGUAAGUAAAGAGAUUAAAAGAAAUACAGAUAAAAAAAAUAUUAAAAAAAAAGGAGUUAUUUUAAAAAGUGAAGAAUCAAACAACUUCAUCUUCUCACCUCAACCUUCAAUCUCAGGUAAUCUACCAUCUUCUGCAAAAUAAUCUUCAUCAUUUGCUUAAAAUUCAUUAAGAAGAUAAGAAAGCAUUUAAUGUAAUUUAUAAGAUAAUGUUACAUAUAAUGUGUAAAUUACAAAUACUAAUAAUGAUAUAAUGUAAUAACAUUCAUCUAAAUAAUCAAUUCCAGCAUAAUAGGAUUCCUCUCAAGAUGUCUCUAACAGACAGUAAUAACAGGAUCCAGUUAAAUAAUUUAAGAGAAAACAAAAUCAAAGAUAAACUAUACUUAUGAGAUCUAUGCCUUCCCAAUACUAAACUACAGGAUAAAUUAAAAUAGCUAGCAAUUAAAAUAUUUAAUUAGAACCUGAUUAAGAACCAAGUCAAUUAGAAAAAGAAUAAUUAGCCUCAUAUUUUGAAAAAUCUAAUCUUUUAUCAGAAAUUUCCUAAAAAUUAAGAAGAGAUCUUUAAAUAGAUGUUGUCGAUGAUUUUCCAGAUUAUGAUAUUGAAUAUGAUAAAAUUAAAGGUUAUUUAGAAGAUGACAAUAGUAAUGUGAUAAGUGAAUGUUUAUAAUUAGAGAAAAAAAAAUUAUAUCUUGGAUUUAAAGAUCAUCAAUAUUAAUUGGCUAAAGAAUUUACUGAGUAGAAUGCUGAAGGUAGAAACAUAGUAUUUAUUUCUAUAUAUUUGCAUCUUUUGCAAUAUCUUGCCAAAACCCUCACUCUUUUUAUUCUAUUACAAUAAUCAAUUAUAUCAAAUCCUUUUCUGAUUAUAACCAUUCGAUUAAUUGCAACUAUUGUACUUUUGGUUCUCGCAUUAUUAUAAAACAAGAAGUUAAAACAUAAGUUUUACUAAGGUUAAUAUUUUAUAGCAACUUAUGUGAUUCUAUUAUUUAGCAUCUUAUUAGAAUUUAUACUCCUUAAUAGUGAAGAAUUAUUUGAAUUAUAAGCAUCAGAAGGAAUCUUGUUAAUAUGUUUCUUUUGUUCCUUAUCUAUUGUACAAUUAAAACACAAGGUUGCAUUUUUAUUAUUUUUUUGUCUUGCUCAAAUAAUAAUAGUUCUAAUUAAAUUUAAUGAUUGGGCAGUGGCAUAUUAUACAAUAUAUUAAGGUAUUCUAAUGUUCUCAGUUUAAUACAAUAUUUUUUAUUAGGAUCUAAAUACAUUUAAUAAUAAGAGAUCUCUUGAAAUUAAAAAGACUUAAUCUGAAAAUUUAGUUAAAUAUUUAUUACCAAAUCAUAUCUUAAAACAAUUUUUAUCAAAUAAUUAAAGAGAAGUCUUAGUUGAGUAAUUAGAAGAAGCAACAUUAUUAUUUGCUGAUAUUGCAGGAUUCACAGAAUACUCUAGUAAAGUAGAACCUGAAUAAGUUGUUAAUAUGUUAAGAAAUCUAUUUACAGAAUUUGAUAAAAAAUGUUUAACAUAAAAUACAUAUAAACUUUAUACAAUUGGUGAUUGUUAUGUUGCAGUGGGAAUUAUUGAUAUUGGAUAAAGAAAUCCAGCACAAGAGGCUAAAAACGUUGUUGAAUUAGGAUUUGGUAUGAUUGAAAUUAUUAGAAAUGUUAGAUAGAUUAUUGGUUUUGAUGGAUUAGAUAUGAGAAUUGGAAUACAUACUGUAAGUCUUAUUUAAUAUUAUUAGGGUAAAGUAAUUGCAGGAAUUCUAGGUACAGAAAUCGUCAGGUAUGAUGUAUAUGGAGCUGAUGUUAUGAUUUCUAAUAAAAUGGAAUCCAAUGGAGAAAAAGGGAGAGUUUAAGUUUCAGAGGAAACAAAAAAAUUAUUAGAAGCAUAAUAUCCUGGUGCAUUUAAUUUUAUUCAUAACAAAUUAGUUGAAUUCAAAUCUAUUAAUAGACAAACUAAUGGUUACUUUGUGGAAACAUAAAAAAAUGAUUCUGGAUUUGAAGAUUCAAAUCAACCUAGUGAAAGAGAAUCAUUUAAAGUUUGA